CGAACUGGGCAGCACUGUUCAUACUUGUCAAACAGAUUAUUCUACGUCAGUGAAUAUACAUUCAGAUUUUUUCACUGUUUUCCACUUCGAAGUUGUUGCAAUCGUUGCAAAUUUUACAUUUCUUGCGAAAAAACGAUAAUCGAAAGCCACAAUUAUGUGAUACAAAUACAAUUUAGUUAAAACUUUAGGAAUUGCAACAUAUUUUGCAGGUGGAAAAGCAUUUUAAUGUAAAAGUAGGAUGAGUUGAAAACUUUAUGGAUUUGGCAAAUUGAAAGAAAGAAAAAGUGAAGUAAAACUAAAAAAUAAUACUUGAAAGUUGUAAAUUGGGUUGGCAUUGACUGGUGUGUCAUCGGCAACAACGCAGUAAAGGUAAAGUAGAUUUACGAUGGAACAACAGCACCUACAACUUGAAUAGAACAACAACCAUUGCUAUGGGCAGACUCUAACAAAGAAGUUGUUGUUGUUGUUAAGUUCCAAACGAGACAUAUAUCUGGUGGUUAGUGAUGGAGGUUGGCUUGCCCCUUUAGAAGCAACAUUAACUUUUGGUCUCACUUUCCAUUAAUUUGUACACUUUACACACAGCCACACUUGCUGCGACAUAUAAGUUAAUGGCAAACACCACAUUUCAAGUGGGGGCGGGGAGUUCAAAACGAAAGCAGAGCAAAAUACAUGCAACACGAAUUAACAAACAAAAAUAUUCAAACAUAAAUGUUACCCACACAAGGAAAUUGCGGAUAUUUACAUGGAUCUAGUGGUUGUGUUGAGAACAAAACGUAAUGAAGUAAAUAAACAACCGCUCGAUCGACUGAGCGAUAGAAUUAAAUUCGCAACAAUCGAAAGCAAACUCACACACAAAACAGUUCGUUUGAAUUCGAGUGAAUGCUCGACGCUGCGAUUCGUGCCAUAUGUGAACAACACUACUAAUUUAUCGCUGAUCUAGUGAAACUAUGAUACUACUACGGGGAAACACAUAUAUAUUGCUUGUACAUGUAAAUUUCAUUUAUCACAAAGCAGCAGCCACUGGAAUAGUAACUAAGAACCACGUAAUUGAAAAGUAAACUAAGAAAAUGUGUUGUUUACCACAAAUAUAAAUCACUCAACAACAAGCAUCACAUUUAAUUUCCUUGGAAAUUUUAUUCAACAAUUGGAAAGAUAAUAAAAAUAGCAAAUGAAAAAUGGAUACAGCCGAUGCUUUGAUGGAGGAGAAGAAAUUGCUGGCGGAAGGGAAAUAUCGUAAUUAUAUGUCAAAUAUUGAUAAAGCGUUACGAAACUUUGAAUAUUCAAGCGAAUGGGCUGACCUUAUAUCGGCGCUUGGCAAGCUUAGCAAGGCAAUAUCGGCAAUACACAAUAUCAAGUAAUUCCGCGUCGCAUAAAAAUCUCAAAACGUUUGGCGCAAUGCAUGCUCCAGCACUGCCAUCUGGUGUGCAUUUAAAAGCACUGGAGACCUACGAUGUUAUCUUCGGCAAAACGGCGCAGAGCGUUUGGCGCAAGAGCUUUUCAU
Messenger RNA from Bactrocera oleae (olive fruit fly), 1501 nucleotides. NCBI's taxonomy places the organism in Eukaryota, Metazoa, Arthropoda, Insecta, Diptera, Tephritidae. The record is from RefSeq and is a predicted model, not a curated record.